Molecule: messenger RNA, 2073 nt
Organism: Emericellopsis cladophorae
Lineage: Eukaryota; Fungi; Ascomycota; Sordariomycetes; Hypocreales; Bionectriaceae
Exons: 5
Coding region: 1-2073 (690 amino acids)
Biological process (GO): epoxide metabolic process
Molecular function (GO): epoxide hydrolase activity
Source: RefSeq, a predicted model, not a curated record
AUGGCGGAUAUCAGUAACUACGCCAUCAAUGUCCCCGCGGAACAGCUCAAGCUGCUCAGCGACAAACUAGCCAUCGCAACAUUCCCGACUCCCGUCGACUUCAGCGACGACUGGAACUACGGCGUUCCUCUGGAGGACAUCAAGCGACUGGCUCAUUACUGGGCCAAUGGCUUUGACUGGAGAGCUCAGGAGGCCAGACUGAACAAGCUGCCGCAAUUCUCAACAAAAGUCGAUGUUGAUGGGUUUGGCUCGCUGAGCAUACACUUUGUUCACAAACGCAGCCACAGAGAGAAUAGUAUCCCGCUGCUGUUCUGUCAUGGCUGUGGCGAUUGGGGCUUUGCCGUUACCCGUAUGAUGGGCAUAUUAUAUCCCCAGAAUGUGCUGGCAUCACAUUUGAACAUGUCAACGAAGCCAUCCACGAUUGGCAUGGCCUUGACCGACUCACCCAUCGCGCUUCUGAGCUGGAUGUAUGAGAAGCUGCACGACUGGACUGACGACUAUCCGUGGACCGAUGAUGAGAUCCUCACUUGGGUCUCCAUCUACCAAUUCUCCGUUGCUGGCCCUGCCGCCAGUGCUCGAAUCUACUACGAGAACAUCCACGCCAGCCGAGCCCUCACUAAGAAAAUCCUCGAGUACAACGAGGCGACCAAGCUAGGCCUUUCGUAUUUUCCUCGUGAUAUAAUGGUGCUCCCAUCGGCCUGGGGGCCCGUUGUGAAAAUGGCAGAAGAUUGCAGGGUAAGCGACCUCUGCACUCUGCACUGCCAUAUGCUCUCGGUACUCCGUACUCCGAGUCUGGUUCUGCUCCACAUUCCAUACCUCUCCACCAACAUGGCCCAUCAAGCCCAUAACAUUCCUUGGACCACUUUGUCGUCCUGCCUCUCCUGGCGCCUGUCGAACCGUUGCGAGGGUGGCGCGGCGGAUCUUCACUUGAAUCCCCGGCGCGACCGAGGCAAGAAGCUUAGGCACUUUACGACCGCGUUCGCGCGCAACAUACACGAGCAUGCUGAGUGCGAGAUUCGAAAACAUGCCGAUGACAGCAAUCCGCCGCCCGCACGAGACGAAGUGGUUGUAGACGAUGAUGCGGCUGCCCUGAUUGCGCCCAUCAUUAAACGAUGGAGACAGUCUGUUGAAUACCGCCUAGGCAUGAACAACACUCGGCUCGGCGCUUGUUCUCAUCAGAGCGACGACUGCGGCUGCGUUUUGCCUCGAGCAAGGCGUAAGAUGGCGGCCUUUACCGAAGUGUUUCAUGCACAAGGUUGCUACAGCGAUAUGCAUGUGGGAUCAAGCGGUUUCUUCAAUGCGGAGGUUUUCACGGCGAUGCUGCUACAUGGCCAGAUGCAAGCAUUGUUCCGCAUAUGCAGUCAUCCAGAGGUCGCCUUGCAGACUUGGUGGGAGGAGCGGGAGUGCCAGUGCGAAGAAUAUUUUGGAUGGUCUCGUGCCUCUAAUUCCGCGCUGGACGCAUACAUCUUGCUGAAUGUGCUGCUGCACUUUCCCCAGACUUGGGGAAAGGGACAGGCUGAUUACCGACGCUUGAAAACCUAUCAGGAGGUCGUGUACCGGAUCACCAAGGGUUCAGUCGACGAGCUGCCUGCCUACCCGCACCGCCGGUUCUUUGGCAUUGCGGACGGCCAGUUCAAAGAUAACGAUAGUUGGGACUCUCCGCAUUCGCGGGAGCGAUGGCUUCGACCAAAGUCAUCAAGGCGCUGGCGAGACACCGGGGGCAAGAGUCAAGGGUCUGUGUUGGGGCACAUCCCUUAUGAGGCUUUCGUCGACCUGGAUCAGAUUUCUGAGUACCUCCCUUCGAGCCAGGACGUUUCGCAUGUUCGAUGGGUUCUCUGCAAGAAAGGAUUACCAGCUGAAGUUGCCAACAUCAUCCUACAAGAAGCACGCUAUCAUGCCCAGCGUCGGCUCCCGGUGCCCGAUGAUCCUUUGCACUCGAAUAACAGCGACGAGUUGCGCAUGUACUUGACGUAUAACUGGCAGCUCAUCACCCGCAGUGCGGCACUCGGUGCACGCAUGGGGAUGCAGAUUGACUGGGAACAGCAGCUUGGCCUGCUCGCUGAGCGUAGCUGA